Messenger RNA from Aspergillus ruber CBS 135680, 456 nucleotides. RefSeq lists its product as uncharacterized. The coding region runs from base 103 to 411 and encodes 102 amino acids. The record is from RefSeq and is a predicted model, not a curated record. The transcript has 2 exons. NCBI's taxonomy places the organism in Eukaryota, Fungi, Ascomycota, Eurotiomycetes, Eurotiales, Aspergillaceae.
UAUCUUCAACGGCGACGGCGACAACUAUUGGCCAUACCGACGACUCAUCGAGUGCCUCGAACAAACAUAUCCCACCAACACCGUCUUCUCCUCGACCUUGUGAUGGCCGUACCUCUCGCACGGAUCAACUGCAUGCUCAAAAUAGAGGCAUUUACAGACGGCGUAUCGCUCGAUCACUUUGUAGCACAUGUUGCUUGCUUGCGAUUGUUGAUCGAGACGCACUAUCCGAAGUCAAUAACUGCUUCUCAACAGUCGGGGAAAAAUCGAGUCAUCCGUUCAUUUAUAGCCAGACAGACAAGUCACAACAACAACAAAGAUGAAAUCCGAAGAUCCGAACAAGCAUGCAUACGUCUGACAGUCCGUCAAUCACUCAACGACACCGCAAAAGGCAAAAGCAAGCAAUGCCAAUAGUUCUGUAGCAAACAAUCGUCAGCGAAAAUCCCAUAUAUCCAGUCA